Molecule: messenger RNA, 828 nt
Organism: Danaus chrysippus (African queen)
Lineage: Eukaryota; Metazoa; Arthropoda; Insecta; Lepidoptera; Nymphalidae
Source: the annotation of a GenBank genome assembly
UUGUCAAGACAGUUGGAUCUCUGGCUGUCCAAGGCUGAUCUGACACACGGCCCAGCGAGAGCCAUUAUAGCACCCCACGCCGGUUACUCGUACUGCGGCGCGUGCGCAGCCUUCGCCUAUAGACAAGUCAGUCCUUUAGUAGUUAAGCGUAUCUUCAUCUUGGGUCCAUCUCACCACGUCCGUCUUCGAGGCUGCGCUUUAUCAUCACUAGACAAGUACGCGACCCCGCUGUACGACCUCACUAUUGAUAAACAGAUAUACGCGGAGCUGGAGGCGACCGGUCAGUUUGAGUUCAUGGAUGUACAGACGGAUGAAGAUGAGCAUUCCAUAGAAAUGCAUCUACCAUACAUCGCUAAGGUUAUGGAGGAAUUCAAAACCGCAUUCACCAUCAUACCAAUCCUAGUUGGUUCUUUAUCACCAGAUAGGGAAGCGAAAUAUGGUGCUAUCCUGGCUCCAUACUUGGCUGAUCCUCAAAACCUAGUGGUGAUAUCAUCAGAUUUUUGCCAUUGGGGCUCAAGAUUCAGAUAUACUUGGAGAGAUGGAAACAGAAAUAUACACCAGGCCAUAGAAUGGUUGGACCAUCAGGGUAUGUCUAUAAUAGAGAAGCUUGACGCCCGCGGCUUCAAUAACUAUUUAGACCAGUACGGAAACACCAUUUGUGGUAGACAUCCGAUCGGUGUACUUUUACAGGCUUGCGAAAAGCUCAGAUGUCAGUCGGGUGCUCCUCAAAUGUCAAUGAAGUUUCUUAAGUACGCUCAAUCAUCUCAAUGUAUGACUAUGAGAGACUCAUCUGUGUCAUAUGCGAGCGCCUCACUUGUUAUGGAGUAA